This is a messenger RNA of Macrosteles quadrilineatus (aster leafhopper), 3052 nucleotides long. Its product is annotated as protein yellow-like. The coding region runs from base 147 to 1682 and encodes 511 amino acids. The transcript has 8 exons. Lineage: Eukaryota; Metazoa; Arthropoda; Insecta; Hemiptera; Cicadellidae. The record is from RefSeq and is a predicted model, not a curated record. Gene Ontology annotation, cellular component: extracellular region.
UACAGUGUCGUGCCGUGAUGUGUACCCCCACCCCCUUCUCCCCGAGUGAGAGAGAGCUCCCGUACCCACAUACCCACACCCUAGCCAGUGGACAUGCCACGGUGCCGGUGACAGUGUAGUGCCAUACGUAUAGUCCGGGAUACACCAUGUCGUCGUUCGUGUGGCCAGCCAACUACCACUGGGCGGCGGCACCCCCUCAGCCGCCGAGUGGGCUCAACUCGCCCGCCCUGGCCGCCCAGCCCUUGUACAACGCACCUACUAGACCGCCCCUGGAACACGGAAUGUUGGUUCCAUGGAUGUUUUCCGUUUGGUUACUGGGGACCCAGGCCAUGGGCUCACUGGGUUCGCCUGAUCCCCAAUCUUCCAGACAAUCCUCUAGACAAUCUUCCAGACAACCUUCUAGACAAGUUUCACGAGGACAAAGCUCCCGACAGUCUCCCAAGCCGAGAGCACAGAGUACCAAGCCUAAAUUCCAAGAGGUGUUCGGCUGGGGUCAGGUGGACUUUGCGUACCCCUCCGACCAAGCAAGACAGGCUGCCAUAGCUGACGGGACAUUUAUACCCGAAAACAACCUCCCUCUGGGGAUAGAGGUAUGGAAAGACCGAGUGUUUGUGUCAGUGCCCCGGUGGAAGGAAGGAGUUCCAGCCACUCUGAACGUCAUCUCCAUGAACGAUCCCUCCCCCAGCCCGCUGCUGACUCCGUACCCCUCCUGGGAGUGGCAUCAAUCCGGGAACUGCAACGGCCUCACCUCUGUGUUCCGCAUGAAGGCUGACGAGUGUGGAAGACUGUGGGUGAUUGACUCUGGAAUCAUUGACGCUCUUCGGACUGUCAAAGUCAUCUGUCCACCCCAACUCUUUGUGUUCGACCUGGAGACCGACAGGCUUCUGUGGAAGUAUGAGAUCCCUAAAGAUCAGAAUCCAGAGAGUGCUUUAUUCACGUUCAUCACUGUAGACAUCAGGGACAAUGACUGUGAGGACGCCUACGCUUACAUUGCUGAUGUGUUCAGAUACGGUUUGAUCACCUACCGCUGGAAGACAGACAGUUCCUGGAGGAUCACUCACCCCCACUUCUUCCCUGACCCUCUCGUCAGCAGAUACAGCCUUGAUGGGCUCACCUUCCGAUGGACCGACGGAAUCUUUGGACUGAGUCUGUCACCGGUUGACCCUGUAACUAAAGACAGAACUAUGUUCUUCCAUCCGAUGUCGAGUUUCCGCGAGUUUGAGGUAGCAACGUCCAUCAUCAGACGGGAAGGUGGAAACUUAACUCAGGAGGAGAAGGACUCAUUCUUCCUCCUAGGAGAGCCGAGAGGAGAGAGCAACAGUCAUGCUAGCGCCUCCGCAAUGGACAGAAACGGAAUCAUGUUCUACAACCUAGUGACAGCUAACUCUGUCGGCUGUUGGAACUCCCAGACCCACUACUCUCCGAGGUCACAGGGUGUCGUUGAGAGAAACAGCAAAACUCUCAACUUCCCCAACGAUCUCAAGGUGGACCAAGAGCCGGAACAGAACAUCUGGGUGUUGAGCAACAGGUUGCACAAAUACCUCUACAGCUCUCUCGACCCUACUGACGUCAACUUCCGACUACUCACGGUUCCGGUGAAAGAGGCCAUCAAGGGGACUGUGUGUGAACCUGGAGCAAACAUACCAAGUGAACCGGUCGAGAAAUGUCCUAAAAAGCAUUAAGGUAUUUGAAAAGAUAGUCAGCUUAUCUUUGACUAUUGAUUGAAGUAGACAUCCCAUUCCUGUUAUAGUUGUAGCUAUUAAGGGAAUGGAAAUGGACAAGUCAAAUUAUAAUUGAGCCACCGACAGAGUGAUUGCUGUUGGAUAUGCCAAUUUUUAAACCAAGCAUAACUAACAAUGGAAAUCACUGCAUCAUUCAUGUAACUUCAACUACCUAUCAAAAUGUUGUCAGAAUUUAGUGUUACCCAGUUUCCUCCUGUGACACAAGGCGGCGUUGGUGUGUGGCAACGUUGCAAUGUCAUGCAUAUUGCCAUGGCAAUAACAGAAAUAACAGAAGUGUAAACAUAAAAAUUUCCUAUACUGUCCAUUAUAAUAAAAAUUAUAAUUAUUAUAAUAAUUAGUGCUACAUCUGUGUCGGUUUGACGGGAUAGCGGUGUUGCCACUUUUGUCUCGCUGAUUUACAUUUUACCGCCAUUGAGGUGUAUCUGAACACAAAAUACGAAAGACUACAUGCUACUACACUAACUUAAUUCUGUCUAUAGGACACUUCUUGGCUCAUUCAGAUACAGUUGAUAGAGUGUUUAUUUCUUUAUUUAUAUUUUAUAUGAAAUUUCCAAAUUUCCGAUUUAAUUUUUGGUUGAAGUAUAUACCUAAAUAUUUUAUUGCUUGGUCAGGAGGGUUCCAUGUGAUCUGUUCACCUAUAAGUUCAAUAUUUGGAGGAUCUGACGGUUUUUGGAGGGUGAAAAUCUUUGCUUCACCCUUCAUCGGAUUUAUAGCUUUUCUCCAUUUUGUGAACCAUUCCAUCAAAUUGGCUACAGCUGGUCUACAUAGAUGGGAUGUUACUACUUCAGAAACCAAAAGGCAAUGAAAUGAACUAAUCUUGACUCUCAAUACCUAUCAUAAAAAGUGGUGUGGGACACAGCUUUUCAAAGUGACAUGGUUGUACAAUUGCCUAAAAAUUUUGAGAGGCCACUUGGAAAUUUGGUAACAUCACCUCAAGUUAAUUUAUUAAUUUUUGCCCUCUUGCUCAUUCUUUGUUUUUCAUACUUGUAAAAUUUUUUAUGUAUAUCUAUAUUAAUUUAUUGCUUUUAAAAAUUAGAAAGGUUAAAAAAAUCUAUGCAGUUACAAAGUUAACACGAUAUAGAAAACAAUAUAUUUUUGUCCAGAUAAAUUUUUACUAUAAUAUGUACCUUUACUUUAAAAUACUUCUGAAAUAAAGAACCAAUUGACCAAUUAAAUUGUGACUUAAUGAAGUCUGCAUCUGUUUAACACCAUUAUAAAUAAAAUUUAUUUAAAUGAAACUUUGUAGCCUACUCUAGGUACCUUUUGUGAACUAUUGUAUUAAUGUGUAAAUAAAUGUAUAUACUUUUUUA